AUCAUCAUAUCAUAAUAAAUAAUGAAUGCGUGCCAAUUCAUCUUAUAUACAUACAUGAACAAAAGACAUAGAAAGUACUCCAUUGAUUGGGUAUGGAGAGGAAGAACUCAAAAGAGAUAAUUGAUAUAGAGAAACUUCCAGAUCAUGUUGUGAUAGAGAUAUUCAUAAGAACAGGAGUGAGUGAUUGGACACAGAUAUCAUGUGUCAAGAAGCAGUGGGCAUCCCUUUUCCGAACAGAAUGUUUCUGGCAAGCUGCUCUUUCUCACAUCUAUCCAUUCACCAAUCCUUCUCAAACUUUGCCUGGACCUAUUCCUCCAGGUUUAGCCAAGAGGAGAUUCAUGGCCUUACAUAUAAGUGAACAAAUAUUUGGUUGUGAUCCUGAUAUACAAGUAGAUGAGAUUGUUGGGCACAGUUAUCUGUUUUUGAAAGAGCAGCUUCAACUUUCUAUUAUGCCUCCUCAUAGUGGAAUACUUCAUGGAACCAUGAUUGCAGAUCAGUUCAUUGGUUGUGGCAAGUCAAGAGAUGUAGCCCAUGAACUUGCAUCACGAGUUUGGCUCGCAGUUCUUGAUAAUUUGGAAGAGAACCACCAUACUUUUUGCUUACUUAAACGCCUUGCACAAGAAGGGGAUCAGGUUUUUCUUCCAUACCCUUACACUAGAUCAAUCAAAGUUCAAUGGAGGGUGUUUGAGAAGCUUUUUACUGAUUUUCGUGAUUGCUUCAACCAUGAACACUACUACAAAAAUGAGCUUUAAUAGCGCCUAUUUAAUAGCGCUUAUUAAAAAGCGCUAUUAAAACUUAGAAACGGAGCCUUAUAAUAGCGGUUUUAGUAGAAGCGCUAUUAAAGCCUUGAAUCCAGGAAUACUACAAUAACGCUUUUGAGAAAAGCGCUAUUAAAACUGUAAACGUGAAACUCUAUAAUAGCACUUUUAGAAAGCGCUAUUAAUCAUUAUACCUAUAAUAGCGCGUUUUUGCAUGAGCGCUAUAGUAAAGAAAAUUGAUAAAUUAAAAACUGGGGUGGAUGGGUGUCGAACCCUAUACCUCUUGGUAGAUGAAUAAUACAAUUAUAAAAAAAAACAGAUCAAAUUUUUUUAAAAAAAUAAAUAAAGAAAAACUUAUCUCCUACCCUCACAAGUUCACAACUGCAUCGUUCCUCUGUUCCUUUGUUCUGAUUUUCUCUACUCUCACAGCGACAUCUCGUUAAUCCUCCAUCUCCAUCUCCAUCUCCAUCCUUAUCAAAAACCUCCGUUUGGACCCAACACCUUGCCGUCGAACCCUAGUUCCUUAUACCCUCGUUUAACCUCAAUCUCUGUCGAACCCUAGGUCCUUCGUUUCGGCCCAACACCUCCAUAUCCUUCGAGCCCUAAAUCCCGUGAUUCUCAGUAUACCUGGAACGACAAUUCUCUGUGCAACAACCCUUAUAUCUCAACAAUUUAUCUACUUUUUCUAAAUGAUGAACACAAUUUUUUUUCAACCCUGGAACUAUACAAGGUGACUAGGUGAGUACAUUCAAUUGAUUUAUAUUGUAAUAACUAAUGAUUGUAUUGUUAUUGUGAAUUUUCAAUUUGACUAGUAUUUACAAAAAUUGCAGGGCCAGUCAUGAACUCAAUAAAUUAUGUUUGAUAUAUUGUAUUUUUGUAUUAGGCUUGUGUGGUGUUAGUUUAGUGGCUAAGUCUGAAGUUGUUUUCUUGGUCUGUUUUAUUGUUCACAGCUAUUAAUGCUAAAUGAUUGGUAACAGAAAUAUAAUCGAGGAGUAGUUGGGUAGGAAGAGUCAACAUUAGGAAAUGUGAGAAAUCAAUGACUCCUAAUAUUAUAAAGAACCUUCAACAUAUCUAGGGAAAAAUCAGUAUCUAUAUUCUACACAAAUAAUUUUGGCCAAUCUAUACUCUUUAUAAGGUGAAACAGGGGCAUGACAUGUGAUUAUCAUAUUUCAAUUUUACUUUCGUUGUUUUGUCAAAAAAUAUAUAAUAAAUUCACUUUCUUUGUCAAAUUUCUACAUGAUUUAGAUCAAAGUUGCAUCGCAAUGGAAUAUAGCUUUGUAAAACUUUGCAGUUUGCUUUGAGUAGCUAGUAGUGCUGGUGUGGCGUGGUGUUUGGUGUGUUCCUGUCAUGGUACAGGUCUAGUGUGGAGUCAGUGCUGCCCGUUGGUUUUCUUGUUUUGGUUAGUUGGUUUGUGUGUGUGUGUGUGUGUUUUUGUAGUUUUUGUUUUAGUUAAGGGUGCUCCUAGUUUUCUUUUUUUUGCCUCCUAGUUCUUACUUGGAUUCUCAAGUACUAUACCUAAUAAUGACCAGAAACUUCUUGAAGCAAAAAAAGUAAGCACUUUUGUCCCCAUCAUAGAAUUCCUAAUAAUUAUAAUUAAGUAGUUAAUUAACCCUCUGUGUUCAACAUUAAUAUCUUAAUUAAUAAGUGAAAAAAACUGAACAUAUUACUGCAGGCAGAACAAUGAUGCAGGGAAGAUUCCAUUGACAUGGAGUUUGAUAAAAAUAUUGCCACUUACUUAUAGGGUAUGGUAUAUAAUAUAUACUAUGAAUGGUAAUAUUGGAAAGUCUAAGGAUGGCAAAUAUCAUUUCACACCUUGUAUUGAAUUUUUUUUAAGGUUUGGAUCUUGAAAAGUUGGAUAAGGUGUGUGGUUAGAAUGAAGUUUCUAGAUUUGUGUGGUGUGUCUCUUGUGAAAGCAAAUCAACAAGAUAGAAGGGUUGCAACUCAUUUUGCCAAAGGUAUGUUGUGUAACUAAUCUUAAUAUUUGGUUUAUGAAUAAAGAAUAAUCUGAAAAUAAGUGUGUUGGUUAUAUAAUUGUAGUAAAGAAAUGAAACAUACAGCUAGCUAGCUGUAUUUUUUUGUUCCUUGAAAUUGGAUAUUAUUCUUCUUCCUCCUUUUGCUCUGAUUCACCAUCUUUUUUUUUUCUUGCUCUUUGUAGAAUUGAAGGUAAUUCAUUGAUAGAGUGAUUUUCCAACAAUUUAAUUAGUUGCUUUUGUGUUGAGUGUAUUUUGAACAUCUCUGUCAAAUAAUAUAAGUGUUGAUGCAGCAAAGAACUGCCUCAAUCUUGUAUUAAAGAAGGUAACAAUGGAUAUAGUAGAUUUGCAUGACAUGAUAUAUAUUGAUAUAGCCUUUUUGUUAUAUUUGCAAUUAGUUGUAGAUCCUACUAUCAUUUUGUCUUUACUAAUUACUCCCCAUAAUUAAGGAAAAUAUUGUAGCUAAGGCAAUUCCUUAAUCAAUUGGGGCAACAAAUGGUCUUCCGCUUUAGAGGUUACAGGAUAGUUCAUAGUAGUCUAUGAUAUAUUUUCUAUAUAUCUGCAUAUAUGAUAUUAUUGAAUGCACCUUUUUUUGUGAACUGUUAGGAUUUUGCAUUUCAUCACUUGUCUCUUUCUGCCCUGCUGGGAGAAAUCAUCUACAACUACAAUUUUAGAGAGCUACUUGCCCAUCCUAUUGUGAGUAUCUGCUGAUUUGUUUUUGGAAUGCCCGCUCUUUCAAGUUUUCUUUACUCCACUCAUUUAUUUAAGUUACUAUAUACUGAUGUAGGAAUGAGCUGAAGUUAUUAAUCUAGACAUGUUUUAGUUACACUGCACAUGUCCUAAAUUGAUUAAGUUAAUGCACUCCAUUCACCAUUUUCUGUAUAUCAUAAGUUUCUCAUUAAAUUUAUGCGUUGUUAUAAAUUUCAAGUGUUUGAUUUGGACUUAUUUAUUGUAGGAUAAAAUUUGUUUGUCCACUUUUAGUUGAUCAUUUCCUUUGAUCAUAAGUGCGACCAAAUGUAUGCAGGGGCUUUAGAUAACCCUGUGUAUUAGAGCCUUUUUUUAAUGUACAUCAGUGAUUCAAUUUGUGUUAGAAAUGAUGAUUUCUCUUUUAAUAUCCACAUAGCUAGUCUUUUACUUCAGGGUUAUUAUUAUAUUCAAAGAACUCUUUAGUCAAGGUAUGUUCUCUAAUGUUGGACUUCUUUGGUCAUGGAAACAAAGUAUCACUCACUUAUGUAUGCUGGAUGUUUUGUUUUUAGUAAAUUAAGAUAAGUCUCAGCACAUAACCAUGUUCAAUUUUGAGAAAAACAAUAAACAAGAGAUACAUAAGCAAUCAAAGUUUUCACGUAUUGUCUUCUAGCAGAGACCGAGGGGUGUAUCUUAUGUCUUGAAUAUAUUUGGCACAUCCUAAACGCUCACAAGUUUUUCUUUAACUGUCAAAUGCCUCGAUAGGACCUGUUAUAUUCAUAUCACAUGAGUAAGUUCAUGAUAAUAGUAAUAACUUCAUGUUCUCAUUCAUGUUCAUUGUAGUCUUUGUUUCAAGACAUUUGAAAGUCUUAUUCAUGAUAAUAGUAAUAACUUCAUGUUCUCAUUCAUGUUUCAUUCAAGUUUGAACACUAAGUGAUGGAUUUUCUGGUUCUUUGGCAGUAAAUUUUUUAAAGAGUUACAAGCUUGUCUUAUAGCUUUCAAAGAAUUAGCUUGAUGUGGUGAAGGUCAAAUGACAUUUGAUGUAAUUCUGUAUGGGUAGUUCAAUGACAAUUUUCUAGAGGUUAAGAAGCUCUACAUCUAGAGGAAAGAUUAAAUCAAAUAGUC
This is a messenger RNA of Trifolium pratense (red clover), 4537 nucleotides long. RefSeq lists its product as uncharacterized. NCBI's taxonomy places the organism in Eukaryota, Viridiplantae, Streptophyta, Magnoliopsida, Fabales, Fabaceae. The coding region runs from base 93 to 752 and encodes 219 amino acids. The record is from RefSeq and is a predicted model, not a curated record. Gene Ontology annotation, molecular function: protein binding. The transcript is spliced from 7 exons.